AAAAAAGGUUUGGAGGGAAGUCUCUGCGAAACAUGGUUGGACCUCUCUCUCUUUCUCUUUUCUUUCAAUCCAAAAAGCAUUUCACACGCUUAAAUUAAAAAUUCCCAUUUUCAUCGUCUUCUUCCUCGCAAAAACCCUUCUUUAUUUCCCAUUUUAAAUCACUUCUUCUCAUCCAUUUCAACCCCAACAUCGCCCUUCUCCAUCUACCUCUCUGUCUUGGACUCUACGCCUCUCAAGGCUUUUCCUUUCUGGGAAAUUCCAAUUCCUUGCUGGGAAUUGUCAAUUGGGUUAUUGGAUCGCUUGGAGUGAAUUUGGAUCGAAAAAGUUUAGAUUUUGAUUGAUCUUUUUGAGGACGAAUUAUGGGUAAUUGUUGCGUGACCCCAGCUGGAGUUUCUUCUCCACAUGAGAAGAAAGGAAAGAAGAAGAAGCAAAACCCGUUUGCUUUAGAUUAUGGGGCUAACCACCAUGUCAAUGGAGGGAACAAGCUCUCUGUGUUGGCAGACCCAACUGGACGUGAAAUCGAGCUUAGUUAUGAACUGGGCCGGGAGCUCGGAAGGGGUGAGUUUGGAAUUACGUAUCUGUGUACCGACAGGUCUACUGGGGAUACUUUUGCUUGUAAGUCUAUAUCGAAGAAGAAGCUUAGGACACCGGUGGAUAUUGAGGAUGUGAGGAGAGAGGUUGAGAUCAUGAGACAUAUGCCUAGACAUCCCAAUAUAGUAACCUUGAAAGACACUUAUGAAGACGAUAAUGCGGUUCAUCUGGUUAUGGAGCUUUGUGAAGGUGGUGAGCUGUUUGAUCGGAUUGUGGCCAGGGGUCAUUAUACUGAGCGUGCUGCUGCAGCUGUUACCAAGACUAUUGUGGAAGUUGUUCAGGUUUGCCACAAGCAUGGUGUGAUGCAUCGUGAUCUAAAACCCGAGAACUUUCUCUUUGGUAACAAGAAGGAAACCGCACCUUUGAAGGCAAUUGAUUUUGGGUUGUCUGUCUUUUUUAAGCCUGGUGAGAGAUUCACUGAGAUUGUUGGAAGUCCAUACUACAUGGCUCCUGAGGUGCUAAAACGGAAUUAUGGACCAGAGGUUGAUGUGUGGAGUGCUGGAGUAAUUCUGUACAUCUUGCUUUGUGGUGUUCCACCUUUUUGGGCAGAAACUGAACAAGGAGUGGCACAAGCGAUUAUCCGAUCUGUUCUGGAUUUUAAAAGGGACCCUUGGCCUAAAGUUUCUGACAAUGCUAAAGACCUUGUUAAGAAGAUGCUUGAUCCUGAUCCAAGACGCAGGCUUACAGCUCAGGAAGUACUAGAUCAUCCUUGGUUACAAAAUGCAAAGAAAGCUCCAAAUGUUUCUUUGGGUGAAACUGUGAGGGCAAGGCUCAAGCAAUUCUCUGUAAUGAACAAGCUCAAGAAAAGAGCACUGAGGGUAAUUGCUGAGCAUCUGUCAGUGGAAGAAGUUGCUGGUAUAAAGGAAGGAUUUAAUCUUAUGGAUACUAGCAGCAGAGGAAGGAUUAACAUGGAUGAACUACGAGCCGGAUUGCAUAAGCUUGGCCAUCAAAUUCCAGAAGCAGAUGUUCAUAUUUUAAUGGAAGCUGGUGAUGUAGAUAAGGAUGGAUAUCUCGACUAUGGGGAAUUUGUAGCCAUAUCUGUUCACCUAAGAAAGAUGGGCAGUGAUGACGAGCACCUUCACAAAGCCUUCGAAUUCUUCGACAAAAACCAAUCUGGAUACAUAGAAAUUGACGAGCUAAGUCAUUGCUUGGCUGAUGACAUUGAAGAAAACAAUGAAGAAGUCGUCGAAGCCAUUAUGCAUGAUGUGGACACUGACAAGGAUGGAAGAAUAAGUUACGAUGAGUUUGCAGCGAUGAUGAAGUCUGGUACAGAUUGGAGAAAAGCAUCGAGGCAGUACUCGCGAGAGCGGUUCAAUAGUCUAAGUUUGAAACUGAUGAAAGAUGGAUCCUUGGAGUUAAACAAUAAUGAAACUAGAUAGAACUGGAAGAACCAAAGGGGAUUUAUUUUUUUUUUGAGAAAAGAAUCAUUUAUUUUUUUGGCAUUUAUUUUCCAUGACUCCUCUGUUGCUUUUCUAAUUUGAGACAUCUUUCUCCUUUUUGUUUUUGAAAAGGGUUGGGGGAAUUGAUUUAGAAUUGAUUGCACAGAGUGUUAUUGUCUUUAAAGGUUGGAUAUGUUUCAUUUGUUUGUUGUAACUUUGUAAGGGAGUAGUUGGGGAAAGGAGUGGUUUCCAGAGAAAGAAAUAGUUGAUUGUAAAUAUAUAUUAAAAAUUGGCAAUAUUUUUAUUAGAAUCAUUCUCCUA
Humulus lupulus (European hop) is the source of this 2291-nucleotide messenger RNA. Its product is annotated as calcium-dependent protein kinase 32-like. The transcript has 8 exons. The coding region runs from base 360 to 1970 and encodes 536 amino acids. Gene Ontology annotation, biological process: peptidyl-serine phosphorylation; protein autophosphorylation; intracellular signal transduction. Gene Ontology annotation, cellular component: cytoplasm; nucleus. The record is from RefSeq and is a predicted model, not a curated record. Lineage: Eukaryota; Viridiplantae; Streptophyta; Magnoliopsida; Rosales; Cannabaceae. Gene Ontology annotation, molecular function: calcium/calmodulin-dependent protein kinase activity; calmodulin binding; ATP binding.